This is a messenger RNA of Cuscuta campestris, 1282 nucleotides long. The record is from the annotation of a GenBank genome assembly. Lineage: Eukaryota; Viridiplantae; Streptophyta; Magnoliopsida; Solanales; Convolvulaceae.
GCCUAAAAAUAGUCAUGUGUGAUCUUGUUUGAUUCGUCUUAACAUAUAGAUUAUUAAUAUAUAAUUUUUAUAAUUUUUUAAUAUACAAAUUAUAAGAUAAAAUGGAUUAAAGAAGUGCAUUGGAUGAUGUGCAAAAAUGAAAGUGAACAAACACUCAGGGACGGAGGGAGUACUUCAUUUUGGAAUAUACUCCCCCCGUCCCAUAAAGUGUUACCCAUUUUGACUAAAGUAAAAAUUAAGGGAGGGAUAAUUUUGUAUUGACUUUCCAAAAAUACCCUUGAUGUGAUGGGUAAAAGUAGGAUGUGAUGUGUAGAUUAUUAGAAAAAAGUGGGGGAAGGGAAAGGAGGCCGAGCUUGCCUGUUCCCAGUCCUCCCAGUCAAACAAGAAGGAACCCAAUCGGUCCCGGGUGUCCCGCAUGGAAGGGAGAGUAGAAAGCCAACCACGCGAACUGACACACGGUAGACUGGGGAACGUCCCGGACUGGGUUCAGCAAGUGGAGGCCAUGUUGGAAAGGCUGGAGAGGAAAGUAAAAGAGAAGAACGACAAAGAUAAGCGACAAUUGGCGAACUCACCGUUCACCGCGAGCGAGGAAGAAUGCCUCCUCUUUUUCCAUUCGCUACGUGGGCGAGCGGCUGAAUGGUUCGACAAGCUCCCGCCCGGCAGGAUUGACUCUUUUAACGAGCUGGCCGACAAAUUUAAAGCCAAGUUCCAGGAGAACUGUACCAAGAGGAAGAAUUUCGCGUACCUUAGCGCUACCGGGCAGAGGGAGUCGAAGAACCUCACCAAAUUCCUGAUGAGGUGGAGGGAUGAAGUCAACAAGGUGGAAGAGAUAGACGACAAAACGAUGUUGUCGCUCUUUUUGAGCGGCCUCAGGGCCGGGGAGCUGUAUAAAGAAUUUUGCAAGAGACUCCCUGCACCUACCAGAAAGCCUACAACAUGGCAUGGGAAUUUGCUGAAGCAGAAGAUCAGUACCACGCAAAGAAAGAAACUGAGUUAGCGCAUUCAAAACUUAAGCCCAGUCUAAAGGGUGAUGGUGGAAACAACCAAGCUGAUUCGAGCGAGCCCCGACCUCAUGGUGACCCGAUCAUAAGUGAGGUUCGGGGUGAGAAGUGCUAUGAAGUCCAAAAUCUAGAAAAAGAAGGUCAAGAAUGGUCCCGGGUAGAUAGGUAUUGUACCUACCACAAGACGAAUUCACAUGAUACGAAAGAGUGUAGAUGUCUCCAGAAUAUGGCUCGAGCCUUGGGGGAAGGGGAAAGUAUAAAAAUCAACCUGACCAGGUCUG